ACACAUUUGUGUGGAGUCGGGCCCGGGACCAAGUCCCGAAGGAAACCUGGCCGAGCCGCUCCGCUCACCUUGGCGGGAAGUCCUCCACGGCCCGGGAGGGUGGUGGGCGACGGCGGCCGCUCCCCGAGGAAGGGCCCGGCCGCGGGGAUGGGGUCCGGCUCCUCGCGGACUCACCCGAAGGUGACCCAGGUGGCCCCCCUGUACAGCCGCGACGCUCCGCCCCCCUCUGUCGGCUCCGCGGCCGGGGGUCAGGAGGAAGGGUAUAGCUCGCGCACCUCGGCCGGGCUGCGGGGAAAGAUGGGCCAGUUUGAAAGACAGCUGCCCCCGCUGAGACAGACUGGGUACGGAUGCUACGCGACAGUGCCCGGGGCCAUGACUUUGGACACCUCACUGGAGAACAGAGGAACAAGCAUUAUUAAAAGUCAUCCACCACGAAGACUGCAGGUGCUGGAGCCCGUUGGCCCACCGCAAGCGCGAGGCAGCCUGACCCAGCACGAGGCGGCGGUCGCCCCCAGAGCCAAGGAGCUGGAAAAGAGAAUGCAGAGUGUCAGACACCCACUGGGAAAGAGACAGUAUUUCCACAAGAUGCAAAUGCUGGAGAUGAACAGGAAAAGACAAGAGGUAAAGGCCCAGGCAGAGCUGAAGAGGAACCUGCAGCGGGAGUCCAGGAUUGGGAAACAGAAAGCGAGAGAACGCAGGGGAAAGAAACCCUCCGUAAACCUUCCGGGAAACAGGGGCUGGGAAGACCUCGCCACUCCGGAGCCUCCUGGGGCCCUUCCCGCAGACUGGGGAAGCCCCUGGGAUGGAGAAUUUGGGGCGUGUCAGCCCGGCCCCCGGCAGGGCGGUGAGGCGGAACCCCGGCUGGUGCGGCGGGCCCACCGCGAGCUCCCGUGGGAGACGGCCGACUCCGACUCCGACGGGGAGGCCGAGGAAAGGAAGAAGCCACGCGCCCUGGUGAGGACCAAGACGGAGAGGAUUCCGCUUUGGGACGAGUUCUUCGAUCAAGAGUGAGCGGCUCGGGUGCCCGGGGGACGGCAGGAGGAGAGUGGACGGAAGGGCUCCGCUCCCUGCGGCCCCCGCUCCGACCAGCACAGGGCACCCUCCGAAGAACCUCGGGCUAAGCGCCGGGGUGGAUGUGAGACAAUCAGAUCAGACGCAAGCCCACGUGGGACUCAGAAUAAUCGGAGCAGG
Ornithorhynchus anatinus (platypus) is the source of this 1191-nucleotide messenger RNA. It is a transcript of the gene CCDC198, whose product is annotated as coiled-coil domain containing 198. The record is from RefSeq and is a predicted model, not a curated record. Bases 148 to 1011 code for a protein of 287 amino acids. NCBI's taxonomy places the organism in Eukaryota, Metazoa, Chordata, Mammalia, Monotremata, Ornithorhynchidae. The transcript is spliced from 6 exons.